This is a messenger RNA of Zalophus californianus (California sea lion), 3565 nucleotides long. It is a transcript of the gene PLD2, whose product is annotated as phospholipase D2. Lineage: Eukaryota; Metazoa; Chordata; Mammalia; Carnivora; Otariidae. The transcript is spliced from 25 exons. Gene Ontology annotation, biological process: intracellular signal transduction; phosphatidic acid biosynthetic process; cell motility. The coding region runs from base 150 to 2978 and encodes 942 amino acids. Gene Ontology annotation, molecular function: D-type glycerophospholipase activity; phosphatidylinositol binding. The record is from RefSeq and is a predicted model, not a curated record.
CCGGCGGGGCGCGCAGACUUCCUCAUUCCCGCGGGACCCCCUCUCGCCGCCGGCCGGGCCUGGGGCCCAGGUUCGGGGCCCAAGCGGGCCUGGCGGGAGUUCCUGGGCGCGCCGGGUCCGGGCCGGGAGGCGGGGCUGAGGGAUUCUGGAUGCGGGACCCGGGUACCGGAUGGAGGAUGGCGGAGACCCCCUCGAGCCUCUUCCCCUCUGGGGGCGACCUGGACUCCAGCCAGUUGCAUAUGGAGCCCGAUGAGUUGGACACUCUGAGGGAGGGAGAGGACCCAGCUGACCGGAUGCACCCCUUUCUGGCCAUCUACGACCUGCAGCCUCUGAAAAUGCACCCCUUGCUGUUCGCCCCUGGGGUCCCCGUCACGGCCCAAGUGGUGGGCACUGAAAGAUACACCAGUGGAUCUAAGGUGGGGACCUGCACCCUGUAUUCUGUCCGCUUGACGCAUGGCGCCUUUACCUGGACGACCAAGAAGAAGUUCCGUCAUUUCCAGGAGCUGCAUCGGGACCUCCUGAGACACAAAGUCUUGAUGAGCCUGCUCCCUCUGGCGCGCUUUGGUGUGGCCCACCCUCCAGCCCAGGAGGCCACCAACCGAGAGAUACCCUCUCUGCCCCGAGUGGGUCCCGAGGGCUCCACCAGACAUGCGUCCAGCAAACAGAAGUACCUGGAGAAUUACCUCAACCGCCUCCUGACCAUGUCUUUCUACCGCAACUACCACGCCAUGACAGAAUUCCUGGAAGUCAGUCGGCUGUCCUUUAUCCCAGACCUUGGCUCCAAAGGACUGGAAGGAGUGAUCCGGAAGCGCUCCGGGGGCCACAGAGUUCCUGGCCUCACGUGCUGUGGCCGAGACCAAGUUUGUUACCGCUGGUCCAAGAGGUGGCUGGUGGUGAAGGACUCCUUCCUGCUGUACAUGUGCUUGGAGACGGGCACCAUCUCCUUUGUUCAGCUCUUUGACCCUGGCUUCGAGGUGCAGGUGGGGAAAAGGAGCACAGAGGCGCGCUACGGGGUCAGGAUCGACACCUCCCACCGGUCCCUGAUUCUCAAGUGCGGCAGCUACCGGCAGGCGCGGUGGUGGGGCCAGGAGAUCACCGAGCUGGCCCAGGGCCCAGGCAGAGACUUCAUACAGCUACACCAGCAUGACAGCUAUGCCCCGCCCCGGCCCGGGACCCUGGCCCGGUGGUUUGUGAAUGGGGCAGGUUACUUUGCUGCCCUGGCAGAUGCCAUCCUACGAGCUCAAGAGGAGAUUUUCAUCACAGAUUGGUGGUUGAGUCCUGAGAUUUACCUGAAGCGUCCGGCCCAUUCAGAUGACUGGAGACUUGACAUUAUGCUCAAGAAGAAGGCGGAGGAGGGUGUCCGUGUGUCCAUCCUACUGUUUAAGGAAGUGGAGUUGGCCUUGGGCAUUAACAGUGGCUAUAGCAAGAGAGUUCUGAUGCUGCUGCACCCCAACAUAAAGGUCAUGCGCCACCCGGACCAGGUGACCCUGUGGGCCCAUCACGAGAAGCUCCUGGUCGUGGACCAAGCAGUGGCCUUCCUGGGGGGGCUGGACCUCGCCUACGGCCGCUGGGAUGACCUGCACUACCGCCUGACUGACCUCGGGGACCCCUCUGGACCAGUGGCCCCACAGCGUCCCACCCUGGGCUCCGACACUCCAGGAAGCCCAGACCUCUCGCAAAACCAACUCUUCUGGCUGGGCAAAGACUACAGCAAUCUUAUCACCAAGGACUGGGUGCAGCUGGACCGGCCUUUUGAGGAUUUCAUUGACAGGGAGACCACACCGCGGAUGCCGUGGCGGGAUGUUGGGGUGGCCGUGCACGGUCUCCCCGCCCGGGACCUGGCUCGGCAUUUCAUCCAGCGCUGGAACUUCACCAAGAUGACCAAGGCCAAGUACAAGGUACCCAUGUACCCCUACCUGCUGCCCAAAUCCAGCAGCACAGCAGACCAGCUCCCCUUCACGCUCCCAGGGGGGCAGUGCGCCACGGUGCAGGUCUUGCGCUCUGUGGACCGCUGGUCAGCAGGGACUUUGGAGAAUUCCAUCCUCAAUGCCUACCUGCACACCAUCAGGGAGAGCCGGCACUUUCUGUAUAUCGAGAAUCAGUUCUUCAUUAGCUGCUCAGAUGGGCGGACCGUUCUCAACAAGGUGGGCGAUGAGAUUGUGGACAGAAUCCUGAAGGCCCACAAACGCGGGCAGUGCUUCCGAGUCUACGUGCUUUUGCCCCUGCUGCCCGGUUUUGAGGGUGACAUCACUACAGGUGGUGGGAACUCCAUCCAGGCCAUUCUGCACUUCACCUACAGGACCCUGUGCCGUGGGGAAUAUUCGAUCCUACAUCGCCUCAAAGCAGCCAUGGGGACAGCGUGGAGAGACUAUAUAUCCAUCUGUGGGCUUCGCACCCACGGUGAGCUGGGCGGGCACCCGGUCUCAGAGCUGAUCUAUAUCCACAGCAAGAUGCUCAUCGCCGAUGACCGGACAGUCAUCAUUGGCUCCGCCAACAUCAAUGACCGCAGCUUGCUAGGGAAGCGGGACAGUGAGCUGGCCGUGCUGAUCGAGGACACAGAGAUGGAGCCAUCCCUCAUGGAUGGCAGGGACUAUCAGGCGGGCAGGUUUGCCUUGAGUUUGCGGAAGCAUUGCUUCAGUGUGAUUCUUGGGGCAGAUGCCCGGCCAGACCUGGAUCUCCGAGACCCUGUGUGUGAUGACUUCUUCCAGCUGUGGCAAGACACAGCUGAGAACAAUGCCAACAUCUAUGAGCAGAUCUUCCGCUGCCUGCCAUCCAAUGCCACGCACUCCCUGCGAGCACUCCGCGAGUACGUGGCCGUGGAGCCCCUGGCCACGGUCAGCCCACCUCUGGCCAGGUCUGAGCUCACCCAGGUCCAGGGCCACCUGGUCCACUUUCCCCUCAAGUUCCUGGAGGAUGAGUCUUUGCUGCCCCCCCUGGGGAGCAAGGAAGGCGUGAUGCCCCUUGAAGUGUGGACAUAGCGGCGGCUCCUGCCCGGGACAGCUUACCAGCUGCCGGGCUCCACCGAGGCUGGCUCCCUGCCCCAGCCCCGAGGACGGAGGGCAGUGCCCUCUGAGACCCAGGGCUGGCAGGCAGGCCUGAAGGGGACUAGAGAAGUCACAGCAGCGGACCGUCCCUUGGGAAACAGCCAGAAGAGGACGCUCCCGACCCCGGGCUGGGGAGGCGGGAGAGUCCCGGAGAAAUCUCCCUGCUGCCCGGCUGAAACCACUGUUCUGGAGAAGCAGACCUCCGGCUGGCCCUCCCGAAAGCCUGGGGAAGCCUGUCCCUGCAGGAGGAGGCCGGCUCUGCCCUGGGCCUUCCAUCGCUCCCUUCCUCCUCCUGCCCUUGAACCCCUCCCACCCCACGGCCUCUUCAGGCCCAUCACUGCCAAGAUGGAGGGAAGGAUGAAGCCUCUCCCGGCUUCGGCCCCCACGGUGGGGAGGGCAGGGUGGGGCGCACACUAACUCCCCCCCACCCCCACCUACAGACAGACACUAGCUUUGUAUCCGUUCAAUAAGCAUUUCAUAAAUAAAGGCAUAGAAGAGGUCCCUGCCUCUUCCUUGGCCAA